Messenger RNA from Entrophospora sp. SA101, 891 nucleotides. Lineage: Eukaryota; Fungi; Glomeromycota; Glomeromycetes; Entrophosporales; Entrophosporaceae. The record is from the annotation of a GenBank genome assembly.
AUGAGAUUGGCCCGCAUAAUUGAUUAUCUUUACACCCAAAGCGAGCAAAUAACUAAUUUAAGCAAAAAGGAGUAUUUAAGUCUUGGAGUUAGCUUUUAUGACUUUAAGUUAUUGUUACAAUUAUUACAACCACUGCGAAUAAUUACGCUCCAAAAUAGUUAUAAAAACAAAAACUUCCUCCCUCAUUUACCCGGUAGGUUUUUAACUCUUAAUAAUGGUUAUGGUCUGGAAUUUCCUACUCAGAAAAUUUCCUCACUAAAAGUAAAAAAAACCUUAAUAAGUUUGGGCGAGAUAUUAGUUGAACAAAGGAAUAAUUUAGGUCAAGAUGAAACCCAACUCACUGCCUUAGCCGUAUCCAGUGGCUUACUUACUCAGCAAUGUGAAGAUUUAAGUAAAAAACUAACCGCUAGCGAACAAAAAGAAGCCCAAACCAAACUAGAAAAGGAAAUCCAAGUUAAUUUAUUACAGCAAAAAGACCAAGAAGAAAAGAUAAAAAACUACCAAAAUAUUCUUCGCCAAGCGGAAGCAAAUUUAACUAACUGUCAGAAAAUAAUCACUACCAAGAGUGAAGAAUUAACCAAACUAGAAGAAGAAAAAGAAAAGAUUAAUGAAGAAUUAGAAACCGCCCAAGAGAAAAUUAAAGAUUUAGAAACUAAUUUCUUAGCGUCCCAAACUAAAAUAAUGGAAUUAGAAGCCCGUAUCCAAGAAUUAGAAAAAGAUAAUACCGAAUUAGCCCAAAUUAAAUUAAAAGAAAAACAAUUAGCAGAAAAAAUCCAAGCACUAAAAGCCCGUAUCCAAGAAUUAGAAAAAGAUAAUAGUAAUUCCCAAGAAUUAGAAAAGAUUAAAAAAGAGCUAGAAAAGCCAAAAGAAACUGCCACAACUACUAAUUGA